Callorhinchus milii (elephant shark) is the source of this 2679-nucleotide messenger RNA. RefSeq names its product protein HEXIM1-like. The transcript has a single exon. Gene Ontology annotation, cellular component: nucleus; cytoplasm; nucleoplasm. The coding region runs from base 207 to 1298 and encodes 363 amino acids. Gene Ontology annotation, biological process: negative regulation of transcription by RNA polymerase II; negative regulation of cyclin-dependent protein serine/threonine kinase activity. Lineage: Eukaryota; Metazoa; Chordata; Chondrichthyes; Chimaeriformes; Callorhinchidae. The record is from RefSeq and is a predicted model, not a curated record. Gene Ontology annotation, molecular function: 7SK snRNA binding; cyclin-dependent protein serine/threonine kinase inhibitor activity.
GCAUCAGUUAGUGGGAGGUAGGCAGGUGGUGGUGGUGGCGGCUGCACGGUUGGAAAUGUUGUAAAGCCCGAAACGAGGCACACAAACAGAGGGCGCUCAACUCGGGGGUUAGGUGGCCGGGGGUGGGGGGGGCGUUUAACGAAACUUUAACCCGGGGAGACGGGGACGGCUAAGAAGCUCGGGCAGGAGGGGGGGGCGGGUUGAAAAUGAGCGAGCCGGUCGCUCUCGCCGAAGCGGGGGGUGAGGCGCCAGUGGCGGCGGCGGCGGCGGCAGUGGUGGUAGCAGGCGGGCGGCAGCAGCAGGAGGAGGAGGAGGCGAGGGAGAAGGAGGAGGAGCAGGAGCGCGAGACGCCUGCGCGCGAGCAACCGCCGGCGCCUGCGCGCGAGCCGCAGUCGACGCCGACCGUUGGGGGCGGCGCGGACGGCAGAGGGCGAACGUCUCCUCCGAAGGCGCGCGGCGGCGGCAACGAUGGCGGCGGCGGCGGAGCACCACCUCAGGCGCGGCGCCAGCCGACGCCGGGCAGCGACGGGGAGGUUCACUCGGCCCCGGGCAAGAGGAAGCACCGGAGGCGCCCGUCCAAGAAGAAGCGCCGCUGGAAGCCCUACUUCAAGCUGACGUGGGAGGAGAAGAAGGAGUUGGACGAGCGGGAGAGCGUGAGGGCGGCCAAGACCAGGGCCGAGAUGUUCGCGAAGGGCUUCACGGUGGCGCCGUACAACACCACCCAGUUCCUGAUGGACGAGCACGACCGCGAGGAGCCCGACCUGAACCCCGGCUUCUGCCCUCACGCCGUGGCCGCCGCCGCGGCCGCCGCCGCCGCCCACCACCACAAGCGCGGGGCCGGCAAAGCGGACGACAGCAGCGGCGAGGACGACGAGCUGCUGCUGCUGGAGGAGGCGGAGGAGGAGGAGAGCGGCAGCGACGGCAUGGGGGGCUCGGGCAGCGAGUUCCUCCAGAGGGACUUCUGCGAGACCUACGAGCGGUACCACGCCGAGACCCUGCAGAACAUGAGCAAACAGGAGCUGAUCCGCGAGUACCUGGAGCUGGAGAAGUGCCUGUCCCGGCUGGAGGACGAGAACAACCGGCUGAGGCGCCGGCUGGACGGCCAGAAGCAGCAGCAGCAGCAGCAGCAGGCGGCGGCCCGCGGGCCGGAGGCGGCCGGCGGCGGCGGCCCGCGGGCCGACGAACUGGCGCGGGAGCUGGAGAAGCUGCGGGGCGAGAACCGGAGGCUGCUGAGGGAGAGCGAACUGUGCCACCGGGAGGGAGAGCGAGAGGGAGAGAGAGAGCCGCCCCAGGAGUAGUGCGGAGUGAGCGAGCACUUGGUCUGUUUCUCUUGUGUGUGUGUGUAUGUGUGUGUCUCUCUCUUUCUCUCUCCCUUUCACCUUCUCCCUCCUCCCUCCCUCCCUCCCUCAUCCGCUCCUCGAGUGAGCUCUGUACCCCUCUGUAAAUAUUUUUAGUCCCCCUCCCCAUCCCCUCCUCCUCAACCGCCCCCCCUCCACCUCCACCGACUUUGUAUAGUUUCUGAACUUAAUUGUCAUUUUUUAAAAAAAAACUUCUUCUCGUUCUGGAGGGUUUUUUUUUCUUCCUCUCUCUCUCUCUCUCUUUCUCUCUCUCUCUCGUUGUUGUUUUUGGAGCUAAUUGGUUUUGCUUUUUGCGAUCUUAAAAAUAUAUAUCAAAUGGGGAAAAAAAAAUGAAAGCGAAGUUGAAAAAAGAAAAAAAAAAUGUCGGGGCUGGUUCUUGAACCUCUGAAUACCGGUUGAAGUCUGCGCCAAAUGCAAAUGGUUUGCUCGAAAAUAUGCCCCGGUGAUCAGGUGGUGAUUUUUUUUUCUCUCACAGGUUAACCAAUACCUUCUCUCUCUUUUUUUUCCCCCUUGAUCCAAUGUACAAAUUCGAUCCAAGUGUACAAACUGUAGGGGUGUGUUUAUUUAUGGGGUUUUUUUUUUAAAAAAAAGAAAAGUGGGUAUAAUUUUUCGCAAAGGUAAUUUGUAAAUUACCUUUUGUUGCCUUUUUGUAAAUUUUUACUGAUCUGUAUUUUUGCCAAAUUUGAUCUCUUGGAUAAUACCCUCUCUAUGUGGUCUGACAAAACUCUGUAUAUCAUAGGUUUUAUCAGUUGUUUUGAGCCCUCUGCAUGCCAGACACGUAAUAUACCCCCAGCCUUGCUUUCAAAUGUCAGCGUAAAGAUUUUAAAACAGUUUACUAAUGUUUUGUACCGCACCUCUGUAAGCGGCUUCCAGCAAAAGUGCAUCAACAGAAACCAAUUAGCCCAAUGUUCUGUAGAAGCUUUCAAAUGCAAUGUUUUGCUUCUGGUAGGGAUUUGGGAGUCUUGUGUAUAUGUGCGCGUAUGUAUGUGUGUUAAUGCAUCAAUCCAUCUUGAGCUUUGCUAUUAAGUUUUUUUUUAAAAAAAGAGAAAACUCUUGAUUUGCCUAGAAAGUAUAAAGCUGUACUAAGUACAUUGCAUACUGCAAUUUUUGUUUUUACUGUUAACACAAGAAGCUGGGUUACUUUCCAAUCUUGCUGAAGAGGACAUUUUUUUAAAAAUGGAGAAUAUUUCCAAAUGUGUGCCUUUCAAUGGCUCCAUAUUCCAUUACUAAGAAUAAAAUUAGUGUGUCUCUUCCUCUCUAAAUUGAUCUUGAUCUGUUGUCUUAUUAAAAUUUAUUAAAUCUUCAGGGUUCUGACCCGGAA